AUGGAAAUUGGCAAUAAGUGCGAACUUUAUGGACCUUGUGACCUUCCAGUAAAAAUUAAGUGCUUUUGCACUAAACCAGAGCUAUAUAUCUGUAUUAAGCAUAUCGGAUAUCAUAUGAUGGAGCCAGGAUUGCACAACUUUGAAAAUCUUUAUACUAGGAUAAAUAUGCAAACUAAAAUCGAAGUUUUCAAAUACCUUUCUAAGCAAAUAAAAGAGCUAGAAGAUCUAAAAUCUGAUAUAAUUAGAAAAGUUUUUUUAUCUAUCAAAGAAAUACAUCUGCAAUUAGAAAAAUUUGUAAAAGAUGUAGAUUGCCAUAUAAAAUGAUCAAGAGAUGUAAUUCGAAAAGUUAGCUACUUAGAAGAAUUGCCAAAAGCAGAUUAUACAUUCGAGUAUUUUAAGCUGACUCUUGAUAAAGCAUUAGAGUAUCUGCAAGCAAAUAAUCCAUUGAAAAUUCUUUUGCCUGGGAAAAUAUUAAAUCAGAUAUAUAAUCCUGUGUUUGAAUAUAACUGUGAGAAAAUUGAUUUAGUAAAAGAAGUGUAUAAAGCUAAAGAGAGAGAGAGAAAUCUUUAUUACUUAAAGGCCUUUACUUUCCGAAUCUUCCAUUAAAAUAAAAGUAAAGCUAGAGAAGAAGCAAAAAAAGAAAAGGAAGAAUUACAAAAAAUGAAAGAUAUAGCAAAAAAAGCAACGAAAAAAGUAAAUGAGUUAUAUGAAGAUUACGAAUAUUUGCAAAAAAAUCUUAGGAAUUCAGAAGAGCUUGUUAAAGAUGUAUAUUUAAUCAUGAAAAAAUGUCCCAAAUGCUAUCGAAGACUUAAAAAAGAUGAUUAUAUAACUCAAUUAGAAAGCUAUUUAGAAUCAUCAGAAUGCUAA
Blepharisma stoltei is the source of this 867-nucleotide messenger RNA. The record is from the annotation of a GenBank genome assembly. Lineage: Eukaryota; Ciliophora; Heterotrichea; Heterotrichida; Blepharismidae.